Lotus japonicus is the source of this 1869-nucleotide messenger RNA. RefSeq lists its product as uncharacterized. Bases 67 to 1635 code for a protein of 522 amino acids. NCBI's taxonomy places the organism in Eukaryota, Viridiplantae, Streptophyta, Magnoliopsida, Fabales, Fabaceae. The transcript is spliced from 2 exons. Gene Ontology annotation, biological process: ribosomal large subunit export from nucleus. Gene Ontology annotation, cellular component: cytoplasm; nucleus. Gene Ontology annotation, molecular function: ribosomal large subunit binding. The record is from RefSeq and is a predicted model, not a curated record.
UAUAAAAAAAAAGACUAAACCCUAUUCUCUCAUCUGCUCAGCCACGCGAUUAUCACACAAGUCACCAUGUUAGGUUCAUUGGGCAUGGAGAUUGAAGCUGGUAUGUUCUCGGUUCCCCAAACAAUCUGCAAUAUUUUGUGCUGCAUAUGUGGAAUUCCGAUGCAACCGAACGCUGCAAACAUGUGUGUCAAGUGUUUAAGCUCCCAAGAGGACAUCACAGAGGGGCUCCAAAAGCAAAUCAAAAUCUAUCACUGCCCUGAGUGCGAGAGUUACUUGCAGCAACAACCAAAAACUUGGAUCAAAUAUCUUCGUUUGGAAUCUGAUGAGCUACUCAAAUUCUGCUUGAAUAUGUUGAAGAAGAAAUUGAGUACCAACAAAGUGAGGGUGGUGGAUGCUCGUUUCAUCUGGACUGAGCCUCACUCCAAGAGGAUUAAGGUCAAUGUCAAGGUUCAGAAAGAGGUUCUGAAUGGGGUGAUUCUUGAACAGUCUUACCUCGUCGAGUAUGUUCAGCUGGAACACUUGUGUGACUCUUGCACCAGGUUGGCGGCUAACCCUGAUCAGUGGGUUGCUGUUGUGCAACUCAGGCAACAUGUUUCGCAUAGGCGAACCUUCUUUUAUUUGGAGCAGUUGAUUCUCAAGCACGGUGUUGCGGCCACGGCUAUAAGAAUCAAACAAAUGGAUGAGGGCAUUGAUUUCUAUUUCUCCAACAAAAGCCAUGGUAACAAGUUUGUGCAAUUUAUACAGAAAGUAGCCCCUAUAAGGAGCAAUGGUGAUAAUAGGCAGCUUGUUUCUCAUGAUACAAAGAGCAACACCUACAACUACAGAUAUACUUAUUCUGUUGAAAUUAGCCCCAUUUGCCGUGAGGAUUUAAUAUGUCUGCCUCAUCAUGUUGCUCUAAGUUUGGGAAAUAUUGGCCCAUUGGUGAUUUGCACUAAGGUUACCAACAGCAUUGUUCUGCUUGAUCCAUUCACCUUGAGACACUGUUCCUUAGAUGCCAAUCAGUAUUGGGGAGCAUCCUUCAAGUCUUUACUUACUAGUAGACAGCUAGUGGAGUAUGUGGUCCUGGAUGUGGAGGAGGUUGUGCCAUCUGAGGUGGUUACUGUUGGUGGCACGAAAUAUGCCUUAGCUGUUGUUGAAGUGGCUCGUGUGUCAGAUUUUGGAAAGAAUGACACAAUAUUCUCCAUCAAGACUCAUCUUGGCCAUCUUUUAAAUCCUGGUGAUUAUGCUCUUGGUUAUGAUCUAUAUGGGGCUAAUUGUAACAACAUUGAAUUGGACAUAUACAAAGGUGACCUUCCUCAUGCAAUUUUAGUAAAGAAGAGUUAUGAAGAGAAGCGCUUGAAGAAACGUGGGAAGCCUCGUUCAUGGAAGCUUAAAUCACUCAACAUGGAGGUUGAUGAUAAGGGUAGAAUUGACCCAGACAAGAUGAACUCAGAAUAUGAACAAUUCUUAAAUGAUCUGGAAGAAAACCCUGACCUGAGGUUCAACCUAUCACUGUACCAAAAUAUAGAGUUCCAACCAUCAGAGAUGGCAUCUGUGACUGAUGGGGAAGAGCUACCUUCUGUUCCAUUGGAGGAGUUAUUGGCUGAUCUUGAGCUGGGCGAGGAUGAAGAUGAGGAGGACUUCAUGAUGGAAUAAACAAUAGCAGCUCUAUCAUAACAGAGAAUUUUAUGAAACUUGGUAUUAUUUACUUUAAUGGUGUUUUUCAUAUUUGUUUUAAUUUGUAAUGAUGGGGUGAAAGUUGCGUUGGGAAACUUUGUGACUAUUUUAGUCAAGUUCUGGAUUGGUCUGUAAUGCUCUCUUUAUUUUAUUUUUAUUUAUCUUGCUCUUGGACCUGUUUUAUUAUGGCAAGUUGUUCCCUUAUUUUGAUUA